AUGCAGACUUUCUUCCCCUUGUGCGCAUGAUCAGAAAAUCGGCGUGAUUCCGAUCAACUUAAUACUCUCUUCACGAAUGAGAUAACAGGAUCUUCUUCACGAAAACGCACUUGCCAUUGCCGUCUUUCGUCUGUCUGAGUCGCCAAAAAGGAGAUCACUUUCUACUCAAAUAACAGUUUUUAUUUCUUCACACUGGCAAUUACAGGAUAAAUAUGGACUGGACAAAAACUGUUGCUCGACGUUAGGAAAUCUCCAUUUAUCAUAUUGGAAGGAUAUAAAACAAAUUGUGUAACAUCGAUCAGACUUGAGGAUUUAUCUGUCAUCAGUCCCGCGCAACUAUAUUAAGGAAAUGCACUGUUGAAAGUUUGUAAGCAUGGUCAGAAUGGGGAUAUAUGGAAUAUCAAAACUCUCCCUUCUGGGUGGGAUACUCAGCCUCAUACUCUUUCAAAUUGAAGCAGCUGACAAACCAUCAAAGUCGUCGGAUUCAGUAUGGUCAUCGACGACAAACCUACGACAAGAAACAUUACAGGGGGCUUCAGCAAUACACACAGCAACUCAUUUAUCAAGUCAAAGAACUCAGUCAUUACCAAGAAGAGAUGAAGAAUGGCAAGUGAAUGACGAAAUCUUACAAACUGUUGAUAACAACAGAUUAAAACAAUUACAAGAUGUUAUAUCAGAUAUUUAUUUUAAAAAAUCACCACGUGUUUCAACUGCUGCAACACCUAAAGAAUUGUUAACUGAAGUUCCAAGAUAUGCAACGACAGAAACAUCUUCUAAAGACUAUAUAACAGAAACAGACUUAAGAGCCAAAUUUGGGACAACGGUGAACGUUGAAAGUUUAACGAAAGUUAAUUCAAACAUUCAAACUACGACAUCGUCCGAAACGCUGACGGAAGGCAAUCAGAAAUAUUUAAUGGCCACAGAAAAACCUGAAGCUGAAAUUCUCACUGAACAUCCUUCAUUUACGACAUCGGGAUUGACAACGGAAGAGGCAGAGACUUUCACAGUUUCAUCAGCGACGCAACAGCCAAAAGUCGAAGAUCUUGCGACAGAAGCAAAUUUGAAGUCAAGAACGACAGCCUCUUUUUACCCUGAGGUGGUCACUGAAGGAGAACAGAAAACGGAAUCCUCAACAGCCAAGUCAGCUAUUUCAGAUCAUGUUACUAUCGCAGACAGUACUGACAGCGUGUUGCAAAGUGAUUUUGGUGUAGAGCAUUCUUCAAGAACUGAUGAAUCGGGAAAGAAAGAAGACGAUGAAGAAUUCACCACCAGUGAUGAAGCCAUAAUAGACUCGACAAAUUCCCCAUUUCCAGUCGAUUUAGUUCUUCCUGUCGGAGAUGCCCCGGCGCAUGAGGAUCAAGAAAAUAAAGCUGAUGUUGUGAAUGAGGGUGAAGACAACGCCAUCCAUGUUCUACAGCGGCCAGCUACCGCCACUGACGGUCCAAGUUCUGUUAACAACAUUGGUGCAAUGCCACAUCACCCUCAGACAACACCCAAUGCUGUACGCAAUGCGCAAAAAGUGUUAAGGAAAGGACAGGAAAGUGAAAGUACCACGACAUCAGAAUUGUUGGAUAAGGUCGUCACUGUUGUUUCCAUGACGGGAGAUGAGGUGACCAAGGUCAGAAGUUCCACUGAACCGGAUGUCCAGGUUGUGACAGAGAGAAUUUCAGGAUCUACUACAGCUGAGACUCUUGACGAAAAAUUAUCUGGAUUCUUUCGAUGCGCUGAUGGUACACUUAUCGACAUUGCAUCUCACUGCGACAAGAAGGCUGAUUGCCCCGACUAUUCUGAUGAGGAUUCUUGUAAUGCCGAUGAGAAGGCGAGCCUGACCAAUGAGAUUCAUCGACCCUUAUUCAAUUGGAACGACGUAGCCUCGAAAGGGUCACGUGAUGACCCACUGAUCUCAUUGGACGAUUCAAACGCUGGUGUGAUGGAAAUGGAACAGAGUAGAACUGAGGCACCACUUACGUUUCGUUGUGAGGAAGGAGGCCUUGUCAUUCCAAUUUCUGCUCUUUGUGACAAGAGAAUCGACUGUCCUGACGAAUCCGAUGAGUACAGCUGUGAUGGCAAAAAGUACGUGACUGAAGCUCCCACAACCGUGGAAACCUCGACAAAACAAUGGACAAUGGAGCCGAAGUUUGGAAAUUCACCAACUAUAGAGAUUCUGAACGAGGAGAAUGAAGAGACCGAGUUCUUCCGAUGCCUGGAUGGUAGUGCGGUUAUUCCCAUGAGAUCUGUGUGUGAUAAGAAGUGGGAUUGUGAGGAUUUCUCUGACGAAGACGAAUGUGAUUCGAAAGGUAAACUGCCUGGUGUCAAACCAAACAAGACCAAGCCAGGAUUACCUUGGGCGAAUCCUAAACCUCCUGCACAUCUUCCAAAUAGGGAACAGAACAUGGUUGUCCAAGAAAUAUCGGAUGAAAAGGGUGCUCUUCCAGAAUUCUGGCAGUGUGAGAACGGUAACUACAUCUUCAUAAGCUCAGUCUGUGACAAGAAAGAUGACUGUGGUGACUUUUCAGAUGAAGAUGACUGCAAAGGAAACCGGAAAGUUCCCGUCUCUGAAGCCCCAGAUGUUAACAAAAUUGUAACAACAAUGUCGCCAUUAUCCAACGUAUCAGAAAGCGGAACACUUGCCACGACCACAUACAUGUCAACAACCGUCAAAUCAACGGCGGCAUCUCUCACUCUCUUUCAAGUCGAUGAUGUGAAGUCAUGGUCACAAGGGGUCACUCCUUCUAUGGAUAUCGUUGAAGAGAAUUAUCCUGUAGCAAUGUUUCAAUGCGAUAAUGGUCAACAAGUUGAAGCGGUCAAAGUCUGUGAUCGCAAUGUAGACUGUGAUGAUGGUUCCGACGAAGACGAUUGUUACGAUUGGAUGGAGGAACCUGGCACGAAGUUGAGAUUUGCUAGAGAAGCUGGAUCCGGAACUGGUCCAACGCCAGUCGUUUGUGGUGAUGGAUAUUUUCAAUGCAUUGAUUGUACUUGUAUUCCUCUGAAUCUCACUUGCAAUGGUAUCAACAACUGUGCAGAAGGAGAGGAUGAGGACACAGCUUCAAUAUGCAGUGAUUCCUGUGAAUUAGUCAUUACUCCUGAAAGUCGUCUUCGAUUGGUUUCUAUGGUUCCACAAGCUCGUUACCAGAAUGGAACAAUCUUGACACUAGGAUGUAUUGGUGGUUUCACUCUUGUUGGAGACCCUGAUGUCACUUGCAUAGAGACGGCAUUCUCUGCAUUUCCAACUUGCUACCAAAACUGCCUUAUAGAUAGUCGACCUCAAUUAAUCUGUAGCUCAAAUGAUGUUAUACAUGGUGCUAGCCCCGACUGCAGGUGUGAUGCUGGAUACAAUUUGGAAAUUCCAAUGGCAGAUAUUACAUGCAGAAAUAGUAUCUUUGAUCCUCAACAUCCACAGUGUGAAGAAACAAAUGAGUGCCUGCUGACUGUUUCACCAUGCAGUAGUAACGCAGAAUGUUUCAACAUGCCACUAGGGAGCUUCUUAUGUAUUUGCAACCCAGGAUACACAGGCAAUGGAACAUACUGUGAAGAUAUUGAUGAGUGUGCAACAGGGAGCAACACGUGCGAUGAAGAUGCAACAUGUACAAAUACACAGGGAUCUUAUACAUGUGGAUGUAACUCUGGUUUUGAGGGAGACGGUGUGACGUGCAUAGAACUCAUUUACUAUAACUAUGGUCCUGAUGCUGGUGAUAGUGAGUUGGCAUCAACUGCUGGUUUCUCCUUCGCCAGUGGGUAUAGUGUAUCUGGAGCAAUAGCACGAAUGCAGUAUAUUCCUAUUGGUGAUCAGCUCUUCAAUUAUAUCUUUCUCACCAACAGCGGGGGUAUUGCAUUUUCGAAUGAAGAGGAUACGGACUUGUCUCAGUUCACCCAUCCAUCACCCUUCACUGACAAUGCCAACAAUUCCUCUAUGUCAGCAGUGUACGUUUAUGGUAUUGAGGCUCGAACUGACCAAGCAGACUCUGGUGUCUAUUAUCAAAUAUAUGAGAGUACAGCCACAGAUGCUUCAACAAUGCAACUUUUGGCUAAUGUAUCUACGCAGGUCAACAGUGCUGCAAGUUUCUCUGAUUAUGUUGCUAAAUGGGCUAUGGUCAUCACUUGGGUUAAUUUCAGACGGUUUUUAACUGCAGCAGACUCUGUCGAGACCAACACCUUUCAGGCAGUUCUGACAACAGAUGGGGCUAAUACUUACAUACUACAACUAUAUCAAGAAAAUUCUUUGUUGUGGGAUGCAGGCCAGUUAGCUGUAGAUGAAAUCCCAGUCAUAGGCUAUCGAACACCAUCAAGUUUCUAUGACCUGAUGUCAUCAGAUUCCUACACGCGCAGCAUGAUGUAUCGACCUGAUACUCUUACUGGUAAUAUAGAAGCCAGUGGGAUGGCCCAACUUGGACAGUUUGUCUUUCGAUUGGAUACAAAUCCAGCUGGUUAUAUCAAUCCAGCAGAAUUCUGUCAGAACUGGUAUGAUACUUCUUCAACAGUUUCUUCAAAUUUGGACUGUCCUUGUACAUUUGCACAAGCUGUCAGGGAUUUCAGAUACAGACGAUGUAUUGCCUAUUCCCCUGAUGCUCAGUAUCCUUCCAUUGAUGCCUACCCAAGUACAGGCUAUUUAUGUAGACAGCGAUCUCGCCGAUCCCGCAUUGGACCCCGUUGUACAUACAAUCAAAAUGGUACUUUGUUUAUUGGAUAUGAAUCCAUGUGGGAAGGUAGCAAUGUGCAGGAUACCGUGGCUUCUCGUUUUUUUAGCACCUCCUCAAACCCUUAUCAGAGUUGGGUCGAAAAUGAUGUCUUGCCCCGGCAUUUCUGUUGUAGUCAGUUACCCAAUGUUAAUUACUGUAACCUGUAUCAAGAAAGACGACCUUCUCGGGAUUGUUCUAAUUAUCGUGCCCCAUUUCAAGGUUGGGGUGCAGGAGAUCCUCAUAUUACUACCCCUGAUGGGGCUAAUUAUACCUUUAACGGCCUGGGGGAGUACUGGCUGACACGUAUUGAUUCUACAGGCUUUAAACUCCAAGGUCGGACAGAGAGAACCUUUGAUGAUAAUGGGAAUCUAACUGACACUGGAACAGUCUUCACAUCAGUUGCAGCCGAACAGGAUGCUACAAGGGUUCAAUUUGAUCUGAAUGCAGACAGGACUCAAUUGAGUAUCUUAAUCAAUGGCACUGAGGCUACCAUUGCAGAUAUACAGACAGGUCAAUAUGAAUCUUCAGAUCCAUCAUUUGACCUUAGAUAUUCAGGAAACAGAUAUCAAGCCUUGUUUACAGACAGUUCUGAUAGAGAGAUGUCUUUUAGCAUUGGCGUCAGUCAAAACAUGAUAGAUUUGUCCAUCCAGGUUCCAGCUGAUUACGUUGAUGGAAGAACACGUGGCUUGUAUGGUGUGGUAGAUGGCGAUUCCAGCAAUGAUUUCACGGACCCUGAUGGCACAGUUUUGACAAAUCCUAAUGAUGACGCUAUAUUUCAGUAUGGUCAAUCAUGGAAAAUAGAAUCUUCUGCAUCAUUAUUCACGUACCAGAGUCCUAAUACAUAUGACACGUACAACAACAAUAACUUUCAACCAAUGACCAUCACUGAACUCAUGGCGUCUGCAAAUCCAACAACAUUAAACGCCGUCUUGUCCAGCUGCUCUGGGGAUAACACUUGUAUAUUUGAUGCCUUGGCUACAAAUGAUAUUGCCGUUGGUACCAACACAAUGAUGAUUGGAAUGGACAACAUGCAGCAAGUUGUUGAGCUAGAAAGCUAUUCUCCUAUUCUUGGAAAUUUGACAGAGAUGAACCCAAGUGGAGAUUACCCAGCUAUUAAUGGAGAUGGUGUGGUCAAUGUAAUUGUUAAUCGUACCUACACUUUUCAGAUAACAGCUACAGACCAAAACAAUGAUGUUAUUACCUACAGUCUUACGGGCAAUGUCCCAUCCAGUGCUUCUAUAGAUAGCUCAACCGGCAUGAUCACUUGGACACCAGCAAAUACCGAUCCAGCUGUGAUAGAGAUAAGGGCCACUGAUGGUACUGGUCUUUAUGGUGCUCUUCAACUUUUGAUUGUUGUUUGCGGAUGUCAGAAUGAGGGAGUUUGCAAUUUCAACGACAUCAUGGCUGGCGACGAUCUCAACAAUAAUAAAUUUGCUGUUGCCCAAUGCAUGUGCCAAGCUAAUGGUUAUAGUGGACCAUUUUGUGAGAAUGACAAAGAUUCUUGUCAGUUUGUUAAUUGCUACCCUGGUGUAACAUGUAUUGAUCUGCCUCCCCCAAGUGAGGUCCCCACAUGUGCUGACUGCCCCCCAAGCCUAACAGGAGAUGGAUUCCAAUGUUCUGAUUUGGAUGAGUGUAUGUCUGAUACUACAAAUGAUUGCGGUACCCAGGCAAAGUGUGAAAAUAACGUUGGCUCAUAUUCUUGCUCGUGUAACACUGGAUAUAGUUUACAACCCAACCAGAGAGACUGCAUUGAUGUUGACGAAUGCGAAAGUGGAAUAGAUGCAUGUGAUGAGAACUCUGUUUGUGUUAACAAUAAUGGAUCUUAUUUCUGCGUCUGUAAUGAUGGAUACCAGCUCCAAUCAGACAACAGAACAUGCAGUGAUAUUGAUGAGUGUAAUGGUAUGCCGUGUGGCCUCCAUGCUGAUUGUGCCAAUGUUAUUGGUUCAUAUACCUGCUCUUGUCAGAGUGGAUACAUUGGUGACGGCAGAGAUAACUGCACUGAUUAUGAUGAGUGUUUCAACCCAAGCGAUAAUGAAUGUGAUGAUUUAGCUAUCUGUGACAACAAAGAUGGAUACUAUACGUGUACUUGCCAAUUAGGAUAUGAGGACAAGAACAGCACCAGUAACCCAGGUCAGAACUGCACUGAUAUUGAUGAGUGUUUAGCAGGACAGGACAGUUGCAGUCAAUAUGCCAUCUGUAUAAACAUCGAAGGAAGUUUCAUGUGUGAAUGUAGGCAAGGUUACAAUGGAGAUGGCAACACUUGUGUAGAUAAUGAUGAAUGUCUGGAUCCCUCCGAAAACGACUGUGAUGCGAAUGCUGCGUGUUCCAAUACAGCUGGAUCAUUCUCAUGUGCAUGUAAUGCAGGAUUUACAGGGAAUGGAACAUACUGUCAAGAUAUUGAUGAGUGCAAUUCAAGUCCACCGGUGUGUCAUGGAAAUGCUAAAUGUACUAAUACUGAAGGAACAUAUAGAUGUUCUUGUAAUGAAGGGUAUACUGGAGAUGGAGUAACAUGCAAUGAUAUCAAUGAGUGUGACGAACAGAUUGAUAACUGCACUCAGGUGUGUAAUAAUAAUGAUGGAUCCUUUACUUGUAGCUGCAAUCAAGGAUUUAUGUUGAAUACAGAAGAUCAAGUCACCUGUGAUGUGGCUGUUGCAGUGGCAUGUAAUGCUGAACUGGAUCCUUGUACAGGAGGUGGAAUAUGUAUGAAUUCCACAGGUCUACUUAAUUGUACUUGUCCAAGAGGAUUUGAUAACUUCAAUGAUACCCACUGUGAAGAUAUUAAUGAAUGUUCUGAUAAUACUACAAACAAUUGCGACCCAUCAGUCGGUGUCUGUUCUAACAAAGAAGGUGGAUACACGUGCUCCUGCAUGGAUGGGUACAUGCUUGAUGUGAAUGAUAGAGAUUGUCGAGAUAUCAAUGAAUGUGAGACAGAGAGUAAUGACUGUUCUGUGGAUGCUGUGUGCAAUAACUUGCCUGGCUCAUUCACCUGCACUUGUAAUGCUGGAUACAUGGGAGAUGGAACUAAUUGCACAGAUAUUGAUGAAUGCCAGGAUAGUUCCAUUUGUGGAGAAAAUAGUGAAUGUGAAAACACUGCAGGUUCAUACAUGUGCCAAUGCUCCCCUGGGUAUUUAGCAGGAGGACCCAACUCGACUUGUCAAGAUAUGAAUGAAUGUGUUUCUAUGCCAUGUCAUGCCAAUGCUAAUUGCAGCAACAAUAUAGGAUCCUAUGUAUGUACCUGUCUUCAAGGUUUCACUGGUGAUGGAUCUAGUUGUGAAGAUGUCAACGAGUGCAAUGACACCAGCCUGUGCACAAACAGUAGGUGUGAGAAUUUUGUUGGUUCGUAUACCUGCAUCUGUAAUGAUGGUUACCGUGGUGACGGAACAGAUGAUUGUGUGGACAUAGACGAGUGUUUGGAUAAUCCAGAUAGCUGUCAUCUUCGAGCUACGUGUAGCAACACGGAUGGUUCUUACACAUGUACGUGCAAUGCAGGAUAUGAAGGAAAUGGCACCUAUUGCACAAAUAUAAAUGAGUGUGAAGAUGGUCCGAUUGAUUGUGAUUUCAACUCCAUGUGUUCAGACACAGACGGCUCCUACACAUGUUCAUGUAACCAGGGUUAUUUCGAUUCAACUGGUGGUCGUGCUAGUGAUGGGGAAUGCCAAGAUGUGGAUGAAUGUGAUCUCCAAGUGGACAUGUGUGAUGAAAAUUCCAUGUGUCAGAACAACGCUGGAAAUUACACGUGUAACUGUAACGAUGGUUAUAUGGCUGUGGAUUGGCUAUCAUGUACAGAUAUCCUGGAGUGCUCUCAGAAUUCCAAUCCAUGUAACACUGGUGCAUUUGAGGUUUGCAAGGAGCUUGAGGGUAGCUAUGAAUGCAUAUGCCAGCCUAGUACCUACAGAGUGAAUGGUGUAUGCUCAAUGACCACCACUCUGUUUUUGACGACAAGGUUUGUGGACAUCCAAGGUUUGAUUGUCCAAUACCAUUUUGAUACAAUUAACAAUGAAGCUGAUCGCCAGGGGCUUGCUAAUGAUACGAUGGCUCUCCUAAUGAAGUCAGAAACGUUCUCCAAUGUCCUUGAUGUUUCUAUUCAAUCACUGACUCUCCUUGAUGGCGGCAUGGUCGCUGAGGUCAUAUUCCGUGUCGAUAUCCCGUUCACAAACACAACCACCGAGAAUGAUCUUGCUAUGGACUUUGUAGCUGGUCUGACAGGUACCAAAAAGGACAUCCUUGAGCCUGACAACAGAGUGUAUGCCAAUACAAUUGAUGUUGAUCUGAAUGAGUGUGCAGACAUGACCAUAUGUCCAGAACUUUCAGUGUGCAUCAAUACGGUUGGCAGCUACUCAUGCAAGUGUGAACAAGGAUAUACUUUCCUUGAUAGCACCAAUCAGACGUGUGUAGAUCUGGAUGAAUGUGAAGCCAACGUAUGCAGCGAGUACUCCAAUUGUACAAAUAGCAUUGGGAGCUUUACAUGUGUUUGUAAUGAUGGAUUCACUGGUGAUGGUAUAAUUUGUGAUGAUAAUGAUGAAUGUCAAACGGUUGAUAUAUGUGGAAGCAAUACAGACUGUAAUAAUAUUCCUGGUAGCUAUGAAUGUUCAUGUGCUACUGGAUAUUAUGGUACACCUCCAUCAUGUCUAGACAUUGAUGAAUGCAGUGCAGACCAUACCAAUAAUUGUACCCAGAACUGUACCAAUAACCCUGGAUCAUAUGACUGUUCAUGUACGACUGGUUACGUGUUAGAUGGAGACGGAAUCACCUGCAAUGACAUUAAUGAAUGUGUAACAGCUAAUGAUUGUGGAGCUAAUUCAACGUGUAAUAACACAGUAGGUAGCUACGUAUGUACUUGUGAUGACGGGUUCUCAGGUUCACCUCCAGCAUCAUCGUGUCAAGACAUUAAUGAGUGUACAGAUCAGACUGAUCAGUGUUCUCAGAUUUGUAUCAAUGAAGUUGGAUCGUACAGUUGCAAGUGUAAUCCUGGUUUUGAUCUAGACAGUGAUGGAUUUACCUGCAAUGUUGCCCCUGGAAUGGAUUGCGAUCCAGCUGUAGAUCCUUGUACUGGAGGUGGUAUGUGUAUCAAUGCUUCUUCUCUCGUUAACUGUACCUGCCCAAGAGGGUUUGAUAACUUCAAUGACACCCAUUGCCAAGAUACGGAUGAGUGUACAGACAUGACAGACAACUGUGACAGUUCUCUUGGUACUUGUACCAACACACCGGGUAGCUACAACUGUUCCUGUAUAGACGGCUAUAUGCUUGAAGCAGAUGAAAGAACGUGCACAGAUAUCGAUGAGUGCAUGGAAAUGACAGAUAAUUGUGAUGACUCUGGCGGUGUGUGUACUAAUACACCAGGAAACUUCACCUGUUCAUGUUUAGAUGGGUACAGUCUUGGCUCAGAUCAACGAACAUGUACAGAUAUUAAUGAAUGCCUGAUGGCUAAUGAUUGUGGAGCUAAUUCAAUGUGUAAUAACACAGAAGGCAGCUACAUUUGUUCUUGUGACACCGGAUACUUGGGUAGUCCUCCUGCAUCUCCUUGUCUUGACAUUAAUGAAUGUGUAACAGCCAAUGACUGUGGAGGUAAUUCAAUGUGUAAUAACACAGAAGGUAGCUACCUAUGUACUUGUAAGAGUGGGUUCUCAGGUUCACCUCCAGCAUCAUCGUGUCAAGACAUUGAUGAAUGCGACGGUAGUAACCCAUGUACUAUGGCCAAUGAAGAGUGUAGCAACACAGUUGGAGGUUACCAAUGUGUUUGCGCUGCAGGUUUUGUGAGGACGGAUGAAUAUUGCCUGACUAAUGCCACCAUCUCUGGAUCCAUCACCAUCAAUCUUGUUAACAACCAAGUAAAAGCCUAUACAGAUUCUUUAGCAGACCCAACAUCACAGGAAUACAUGAACUUGACAAAUAUUGUCUGUUCUGCGUUGUUAAGUGAGGUCAACACAAUGGUUAACACAAGCACACCGUACCCAGUGGCAACAUGCGAGGUCACCAGCUUUGCUCCAGGCUCAUCACUCGAUGAAACAGUUGUGAAUUUUAUUCUGACUGUGUAUGGGGAGAGCACAGAAGAAGUAACCAAUAUCACUACAGAGAUCAUGACCAAUGGCUUCUCUGACUCUCCUAGAGUUUGGACCGAUGAGUUCGGCAAUACCAUUCAACUUAUAUCUCUAUUCUUUGAUGAUACGGAAGAGUGUGCUCUGCCAACAUCAUGUACUGGAGUAAAUGAAUUCUGUGUUGAAUUAGAUCCAGGUUUUGUAUGCAACUGCACGGAUACCGCUCUACGAUUCAUGGGAAUGUGUUUGUAUAAAGUGACAUUGACGGGAAGUUUCCGUUACAACCGUGUCAAUGGUCUACCUGUGACAUUCAGAAAUAGUUUAUCAGAUUCAUCUACAGAAGACUACACCAAUGAGACUAUCAUCACAUGCGGAGUGUUCACGGACCAAAUAACAGCAUGGGUAAAUGUCAGUGUGGCUUACGAGUACAUUGACUGUAUGAUCACUGGUUUUAGCCCGGGAAGCAUUAUUGUAGAUUUCAUCAUUGAUAUCUAUGGUACGAGUAUGAUGGAGGCCAUGAUGAGGGCUCAGAUUGCCAGUGAUAAUGGAUUCCAAGGUCAACCUAGUAACUGGACUGGAGCAUCCGAUGUCAUCUAUGUAGAAGACUUAUUAUUUGGGCAAUGCAAUUCAUCUACUCCUGUGUGUGGGGAUGCAGGGACAUGUCUCUAUAACACCUCUGCCAACAUGCCAUACUGCAGAUGCCCUCCAGGCUACAGUGGAGAUGUUUGUCAGAACAGUGUCUGUGAUGACUAUACAUGCUUGAAUGGAGGCACAUGCCUAGUUGAUACGAUAGGAGAUCCGUAUUGCCAAUGUCCUAGUGAGUACACAGGCACAUUUUGUGAAAAUCCAGUUACCUGUGUUGAAUUGGAUUGUCAGAACAACAGUACAUGUGAAGUAGAUGACAGUGGAAUAGCUUCCUGCAAUUGUCUUGAUGGGUAUGAAGGAGACACAUGUCAGAUAGAAUCAACGCCUGGACUGUCUACCGGUGUCAUCGUUGGUAUCGUGUUGGGAGUUGUUGGCUUUGUUCUUCUUGUUGUUGUCCUCUGCUUCUGCUGCCUGAUUCUCUUUGCUGCUCGCCGUCGACGACAACGCAAGCGAGAGCUUUUGGAGGGUGCGGACAACUGGGGUUACGGAGGUCGCCGUUAUGCCCCUGCAGUCGCAGCUCCAUCUGCCACCUCAGGGCCAUCGCGUGCUGUUGUUCGCAAUGACCCAGUAGAAUUCUCCAGCGAAUCCUCGGACAACUUCUACUACUACCAGAACACCAGAGGGAGACCUUACGGUGCAGCUGCUGGUUCUGCUCCUUCAGCUAGACCAAUUUAUACUGUAGAUGACGACGAUGAUGAUGAUACCAUUGAUAGCAGAUUCUCAGGCAUCAUUAGAAACAUGUGGAAUAUGCAUGCUGAUCAGCGACCAGAAGCAGCAUUUGACCCAAGAGAGCUUCCUUCAGCUAGUAACUUUAUGGCUGGUGGCAUACCUCGUGCCUCUGUACAACCAAGAAAUCUUUAUCCUGAAUACAACAAUUCUGGCUUUGAGAGACCGUAUGUCGCUGAUGGAACGGAGAGCUACCAAUACUCUGAGGAGACUGAGGAAUUCCGACCGUACCGUGGAAGAAAUAGAGACAAGUCACGAAGUGCUAUGGAAGCCUACAAUUACUUCUAAUCAAUCCAUGGUACCUGUGAAGCAUGUAGCAAUUUGUGAGUGAUUUUCACUGAUAAUUGUUUUAGCUACUGCUCUCCUCAUACCCGCUAAGCCGAAAGCAAAUUUGUCAUUGGAAAUCACCAUCAAGAUGCUUCAGGAGAUGAUUAGCUGACCGCAUGGCUGAAGCAGCUCAAAUCUUCCAGAAUGCUUUGCAGGUUAUACUACAUGAAGAUAGCUUUUUAUUUUUUUAUGUUGCCUCAUUGAAUUGAAAAUCAAAUAAUGUGUUUUAUAUUAUAAAAAUACAAUAUUCAAUUGGUUGAUUAUUUGUGUACAUCUUGUUUAUGACUUUAGAAUAUGAUGUAGAUAUGCAAAAUGUAUGCAAAUUUUUAACCUUAUAUGCCGUUUAAGUCAAAUUACUAUUGAAUUAUUAUUACUAGGAACAUUCUGCUGCUUUAUGUUGAUAUCCAAGUAGAUACUCACAUUGGAAUUAUCAAACACUAAUUAGGAAUCACCUUGGCUUGUUUAUUCAAUCUUUCUUGGUGCGAAUUUUACUUGAACAUGUAACUAUCAGGGUCAUUGAUACAGCUUUAAUUUCAUGUACAAGUAAAAUAAUGUUUUAAUUUGUCUACUUUGAUAUAGUACCUGCAAGAUAUAACAGUACUUUUUAAAAUUAAAUAUAUAUAUAUUUAUAUAUAUAUAUAUAUUAUUUUGUAUGAUGAAAAUUUGUUAUUAUAAAGACUGCAGUAAUAUGAUUUCCUUAAAUGUGUGUUCAUUGUAAUUUUUAUAUUAAACUGUUGUUUUCUUGUUCUCAGUGAAAUAAUGUACUAUCUCACAUGUCAUGAAAGUUUUUUCUCCCAAUGUGUGAGUAUCAUGCCAUUUUUAUUAUGGUUUAGAUUAACAUAGGGCUUAAAAUGAAUGAUCCUCAUCUCCAUUCUUUGCAUUUCAACGUAUGUAUUAUUUUUUAUGGACUGUUGUUAGUAAUUGAAAAUUCGUUAGUAGGCCUUAAUGCACUAUCUGCCAAGGAACUUGCUUAGUAUUAUAACAUCAUUGUCUGCUGUUCAUUCUAACAAAAAUUAACACCUUAUAAAGUAACAUAAAUCAAUGUUUUAGAAUUAACUUUUUAGUAUAUUGGUACGAGUAAAGUAUAUGUAAAUGAUUAUUAUAGGUAUAAAUAUAUUUACACAUAUUUCUUAUUUCAUUUUAAUUACAGGGUAUUCUUGUCUUUUCAUGAUUUAUUUCAUAUAAACAAAAAAUAUAAUCUAUGUAAAUAUAUCAUGGUAGUAUUUGAGAGAUUUUACAACUUUGCGGUUUUCUUCAUGGCUUCCAUAGUGAAAUAGGAAAUUAUACGUCUUCUUUCCUCUCACUAUGCAUAAAGUAUGUAAUAUGAUUUUAGCAAGAGUUCCGGUAGUCAGCUGCAUGUAAAAUAAUACCCACAAAAGAUCAUGUGUGUGAUAGUCAGUUUUCACAUAGCAUUUUAAAACAUGGAUAUAUUUAAGAGUAAUCUGAUUUGUCAUACCGCUGCUGGGGCCCGUUGCAGAAAAAAGUUGCAAUCCAUCGCAACUCUAAAAAUCAUGCGCAACUUGAUUUUCAACCAAUCAACAGCGCGCAUUUGGGACUUGCGUUUGAUUUUUUGACUUGCGUUUAAACGCAACUCUUUCUGCAACUGACCCCUGGUCAAUGAAGCAUGUGGGUAUAAUAGUAUAUCCUUGUAUAAUUGUAAGUCUGCAGUAGAAUUUAUUUUUGUUAUAUCAGGUUAAUAUAUCUGCACCCACCUUGAUAAAAGCAUAUUUCUGGAUAAAAAGAAUAUUAGCAUGAAACGUAUAUAUUUUUGUAUUGAAUAUCAAUUUAAUGAAAUAGCUAAAUGCUGGUGAUCUGUUUUGUUAUCAAUUUUAAUGCACAUUUAUUUAAAAAAAUUAUUAUUCAUGAGAAAGUACAAAGAUCUAGUCAUGGCAAAUGUUUUUCCUCCUGGGUUAUAUAAAUAAAGAUGAUUGCCAGUUGUGAUCUAGUAUGGUAUGUCUUGGAGUAUCUGUAGAAGACCCAUGAUCUAAUCCCAUAGUGUUUUGAUGAAAUAGAAUGGAUUAUCAAGUUUAUAUGUCAAAAUUAAUUAUUUUCUGUUUCAAUCAGCACACACUGACAAAGUGGAAUACAUGCUUUUAGACUACAAAGAUACAGAAAAUAUCUAAAUGAUAUAUUCUAUGUGGAGAGUGAUGUCAUUAUAUCAGGGGAAUGUUAUUUGGUAUCCCUUGGGUUAAUCACAUAUAAAUCUCUAUAUACAUGCAGUUGAAGUUAGAGGUUAAAAUCGUUUUGAAAAAUAUUGAAAAAAUAAAAGGUUAAUGUACACCUAAGCAUUUCUCAAAAAGUGUUCAUACCAAAAUUACUAUAAUAACAUCUUUAAGAGUAUCAUUGGUAUCAUGAUGAAUUUAUCAAACAAAAGUGUUUUUCAUUUUUUCUAAAUUCUGAACUAACAUUUGUGUUCACUUUCCUC
Molecule: messenger RNA, 14834 nt
Organism: Lytechinus variegatus (green sea urchin)
Lineage: Eukaryota; Metazoa; Echinodermata; Echinoidea; Temnopleuroida; Toxopneustidae
Exons: 78
Coding region: 374-12370 (3998 amino acids)
Biological process (GO): cell-matrix adhesion
Cellular component (GO): membrane
Molecular function (GO): protein binding; calcium ion binding
Source: RefSeq, a predicted model, not a curated record